Molecule: messenger RNA, 693 nt
Organism: Gossypium arboreum
Lineage: Eukaryota; Viridiplantae; Streptophyta; Magnoliopsida; Malvales; Malvaceae
Exons: 3
Coding region: 1-693 (230 amino acids)
Source: RefSeq, a predicted model, not a curated record
AUGGAUACAUUCGGCGGGAGCGGUGCCCUCAUCGUUGCACUAGAAAUUAAAGUUAGUGACGGAUGGACGGUUAGUAACCAUCAAUACGGAGGAGGACAUUAUAGCCGCAAUAGCAAGAGCCACGAGGAUGGCUCUACAAAUGAUGGUGGGAAAGGGAGCCUUACCAGGAAGAGGGUUAGGAAAUACCUGCAAGGAGGGACUCAAAUCCUAGAACUAAAAGAGAAGAAAGAUCGCUUUGGUCUGGGGUUCAAGCCAGACUAUAAGCAAAGGAGGAAAGAAGUUGAGAAGCACCAAGAGGGAAGAAGGGCGCACCUUAAUGGAAGAGAAGUGGAGUGGGAGCUGAUGACAUUCCCUCCAAUAUCCCAAGCCUUCAUAUCAAGAGGGUUACUUAUAGAAGAAAGUCAUCAGAUUAAUGCUAUACACGACGAAGGAUUGGAGCAAGGAAACCUUGAGGGCAGGGCAACAUACCAACGGGCUAUGGUGAACUUAUUCCAUGAUAUGAUGCAUAAGGAGAUCAAAGUGUAUGUUGAUGACAUGAUUGCUAAAUCUCAAACAGAGAAGGAACAUAUUGAAGUUUUGAGGAAGCUAUUCCUGAGAUUAAGGAAAUUUCAGUUGGAGCUUAAUCCAGUAAAGUGCAUCUUCGGAGCUAGGUCGGGGAAGUUAUUAGGCUUUAUGGUCAGCGAAAGGGAAUAG